GUUCGGAGCGCGGCAGAAAGAGGAGCAGCUGACUUCAGGACCCAGAGAAGGAGCUUCAUCUCGCCAGAGGGGGAAAUUACAUUUCUAUCAAAAUGUUGGCCAAACCAAAGCUAUCCUACUGCGUUGGGAUCUUCUUGGUGGUGUUGAGGCUGGCCCACGCCCAGUACGAGUACCUUGGCUACCCGCCGGGCUACCCAGACCCUGAACAGGAACAGUACACCCCCCCGGUCCUCGCUUCAGAUACCCCCAGGAUUCAACUUCGACUAGCAGGACAAAAGAGGAAGCACAAUGAGGGUCGAGUUGAGGUUUUCUACAACGGUACUUGGGGUACUGUCUGUGACGAUGACUUCUCCAUCCAUGGUGCCCAGGUGGUGUGCAAGGAACUGGGCUACCAGGAAGCAGUGUCAUGGGUCCCAUCUUCUAAAUAUGGGAAAGGAGAUGGACCCAUCUGGUUUGACAAUCUGCAGUGCACUGGAAAAGAGAGGACGCUGGCUCUGUGUCCAUCCAACGGGAUUGGUGUUUCAGAUUGCAAACACACCGAAGAUGUAGGCGUGGUGUGCAGCGACCGCAGGAUCCCUGGAUUUAAAUUUGUCAACACAUUGCCCAAUCAUGUGGAGAACCUUGACAUUCACGUGGAGGACGUGCGAAUCCGAGCCAUCCUGUCCUCCUACCGUAAGCGGAUCCCUGUGACUGAGGGCUACGUAGAGGUGAAAGAUGGCGGCAAAUGGAAGCAGAUCUGUAACGCAGAGUGGAACGAGUUCAACAGCAGAGUCAUCUGUGGCAUGUUUGGCUUCCCAGGGGAGAGGAAGUUUAAUGCCAGAGUCUACAAGAUGUUCGCUCGCAGAAGGAAGCCAACGUACUGGGACUUCUCUGUCAACUGCACUGGCACCGAGGCCCACCUGUCCAGCUGCAAGCUGGGUCAGAUACUAGCCAUGAAGUCCAAUGAGACGUGCACUGGAGGGAUGCCUGUGGUGGUGAGCUGCGUGCCUGGCAGAGCCUUCGCCCCGGCGCCCAUGACAGGCUAUAGGAAGGCCUUCAGACAAGAGCAGCCGUUGGUUCGCCUCCGUGGUGGAGCCAUCGUAGGGGAGGGCAGGGUGGAGAUCAUGAAGAAUGGAGAGUGGGGCACCAUAUGUGAUGACCAGUGGAACCUGCUGUCGGCCACUGUGGUGUGUCGGGAGCUGGGCUUCGGCUCAGCAAAGGAAGCGCUGUCUGGAGGACAACUUGGACAAGGGAUGGGGCCGGUGCACAUGAAUGAAGUGAAGUGUUCCGGAUUUGAGAAGUCCGUAACCGAGUGUCUCUUCAACAAGGAGGCCCUGGGCUGCAGCCACGAAGAAGACGCAGGCGUCCGAUGUAACAUCCCAGCUAUGGGCUUCGAGCAGAGGCUGCGUCUGAGAGGAGGCCGGAACCCCUUCGAAGGCCGUGUGGAGGUGCUGAUGGAGAGGAACGGCUCUUUGGUGUGGGGCACAGUGUGCAGUGAGGGCUGGGGAACCAUGGAGGCCAUGGUGGUGUGCAGACAGCUGGGCCUGGGCUUCGCCAGCAGUGCCUUCCAGGAGACGUGGUAUUGGCCGGGUGAGGUCAGUGCUGACGGUGUGGUGAUGAGCGGCGUUCGCUGCUCCGGAACUGAGAUGUCUCUGUCCCACUGUCAGCACCACGGACCCCACCUCAGCUGCCCCAGAGGAGGGGGGCGCAACUCCGCCGGAGUCUCCUGCUCUGAAACGGCUCCCGACCUGGUACUGAACCCUCAGGUGGUGGAGCAGACCACCUACAUGGAGGACCGGCCCAUGUUCAUGCUGCAGUGUGCAUACGAGGAGAACUGCCUGGCCUCCAACUCUGACCAGACGCCGGCCAACGCGUACCGCCGCCUGCUGCGCUUCUCCUCUCAGAUCCACAACAACGGCCAGUCCGACUUCAAGCCCAAAGCCGCCAAACACCUGUGGGUGUGGCACGACUGUCACAGGCAUUAUCACAGCAUGGAGGUGUUCACCACAUAUGACCUGUUCAGCCUCAAUGGAACCAAAGUGGCAGAGGGACACAAAGCAAGUUUCUGCCUGGAGGACUCAGAGUGUGAUGAAGGUAUUGAAAAGAAGUAUGAAUGUGCUAACUUUGGAGAGCAGGGCAUCACUGUAGGCUGCUGGGAUACCUACAGGCACGACAUUGACUGCCAGUGGGUCGACAUCACCGACGUCAAACCUGGGGAUUACAUUUUUCAGAUUGUAAUCAACCCAAAUUACGAAGUGCCAGAAUCAGACUACACCAAUAACAUCACCAAAUGCAGAUGUCGAUAUGACGGUCAUCGUGUGUGGAUGUACAGCUGCCAUAAUGACGGCUCAUUGAGCUCUGAGACGGAGAUGAUGUUCCCAGGCCUCCUAAACAAUCAGGUGACCCACAGGUAAGACUGACAGAGUGGAGUCGAGAUGUGGUCCCCUCCGAUGAGAAGAGUCCCACCAACCACUACCC
This is a messenger RNA of Poeciliopsis prolifica (blackstripe livebearer), 2457 nucleotides long. RefSeq names its product lysyl oxidase-like 2b (gene loxl2b). Bases 93 to 2393 code for a protein of 766 amino acids. Gene Ontology annotation, molecular function: copper ion binding; protein-lysine 6-oxidase activity. NCBI's taxonomy places the organism in Eukaryota, Metazoa, Chordata, Actinopteri, Cyprinodontiformes, Poeciliidae. The transcript is spliced from 14 exons. Gene Ontology annotation, biological process: peptidyl-lysine oxidation; sprouting angiogenesis. The record is from RefSeq and is a predicted model, not a curated record. Gene Ontology annotation, cellular component: membrane.